CACUACACAUUUCAGAGAUGUGUGAGUGGUCGGCGUGUCGUGUUCGUGUCGCGUAGGAGCGCGCGUUAAUAUCGCAUAUUAAAUAAAAAACACUUGGCUGUGAAAAUGAGUACGAUCACCCAAUUACCAAAUUUUACCACCUAUCUAAGCAGCAUGUCCGUGCUUAAGCCACUUCGAUUUCGCACUUCGUACUUCGUACUCUUGGCGAUCUCUUUGAUCGGUUUGUUUAGUUUUACCACAAUGAUUUUUCUGCCCGAUCUUAGAGAGACGGGAGCGGGACGCGUGUACAAAGUGUACGACGAUUUUAAAAAGGCAGGUCCGGACUUGCUGUUGCCGCCACCUCCGAGGCUCGAAAACGGGCCUUUUAAACGUGCCGAUCAUGUAGUGGGAAACGAAGACGUUCACGUCAUUGGAGACAGGGCCAAACUGAAAGAGAAGAUAGAAAGGGAUUUUCCGUUAAACGUGUUAGAGGAACCUUUGGUGGAUGUUGGCAAGAAAUCCGGUACUACCGAAUCGGGGAAGAAAAUUGCACAAGACAGCGGUGAUGUCGCAGUACCAGUGUCGAAAAGAGAGACCUAUUCGAUCGCAAAUGGAAGUGCAGACAAGUUUUCAGAAACGAGACAAAAACAAGAAAAAGUGAAGGAGAUGAUGAAACAUGCUUGGGAUGGAUACGUAAAAUAUGCUUGGGGUUCUAAUGAACUGCAACCAAUUACGAAACGUGGACAUACCAGUAGUAUAUUUGGAGGACUUAAAGGAGCCACUAUUGUUGAUGCUAUGGACACUUUGUACAUAAUGAAUCUCACCGAAGAGUUCAAUCUGGGUAGAGAAUGGAUUAAAUUUAAUCUAGACGCCGAACCAACAAACCUAGAAGUGUCCGUUUUCGAAGUUACGAUACGGUAUCUCGGCGGUCUCUUGACGUGUUACUCAUUUACAGGGGAUAUCCUGUUUCGUGAUAAAGCUACCGCGAUUGCAGACAGACUUCUGCCAGCCUUUGACACGACUACUGGUAUACCUUAUGCAUUAGUCAACUUGAAUACAGGUAAAAGUAGGAAUUAUGGUUGGGCCAGUGGUGGGUGCAGUAUUUUAUCUGAAUUCGGAUCGCUCUAUUUGGAGUUCUUCUAUCUAAGCGAAAUCACUGGUAAAUCAAUUUACAAAGAAAAAGUUGAACAUAUCCUAAACUUACUAGACGAUAUCGAUAAAAUUGAUGGAUUGUAUCCGAAUUAUCUUAAUCCACUUACGAGAAAAUGGGGAUCACAACACGUAUCUAUAGGAUCAUUAGGUGACAGUUAUUAUGAAUAUCUAUUGAAAAUAUGGAUCCAGUCCAAUAAAAAAAAUACUAAAGCAAAGAGAAUGUUUGAAGAUGCGAUGGACGCAAUUUUGGACAAAAUGUUAUUUGUUUCGCCUGAAGGUUUGGUGCACUUUUCCGAGUUGCGGAGUGGCAAACCAGAACAUAAAAUGGAACAUUUGGCAUGUUUUUCAGGAGGUUUGCUUGGUUUGGCAGCACACACAUUAAAUACACAAGAAUCACAACGAUACAUGUCCGUUGGAAAAGACAUAACCCAUACUUGUCACGAAUCAUAUGACAGAACUAAAGUAAAAUUAGGGCCCGAGGGAUUUCGAUUUCGUAACGGCAUGGAGGCUAAAACCGAGUUGAGAAACGAAAAAGUGUACAUUCUUCGACCAGAAGUUAUCGAAUCAUAUUUUUACAUGUACAGAUUGACCAAAGAACAAAAAUAUCGCGACUGGGGCUGGGAAGCAGUCCUUGCUCUAGAAAAACAUUGUAGAGUACAAACAGGUGGUUACACAGGACUUUCAGAUGUCUACGAUGAAAAUUCUAGAAGAGAUGAUGUUCAACAGAGCUUUUUCUUGGCUGAAACACUUAAGUACUUGUACUUAUUAUUUUCUGAUGAUGAUGUAAUACCUCUUGAAAAAUGGGUAUUUAAUACAGAGGCACAUCCUUUACCUAUCAAAGAGAUUAAUUCGUUUUAUCGACCGAAAAGUGAGACGAAUUGAAGAUUUUAACAUUCCAAAGAUGGUGACUGCAAUACCGUUGUUAUUUUUUUAGAGUUUAUUUGUGUUCUAAUGACAAAUGUGAUGUAAUCUAAUUUUGUACCUUAUUAGUUAAAUGAUAUUUGUAAAAUAUAUUACCUUAAUUGCAUAUUUCUUAUGGAAGAUUUUGUAAAUACAUAAUUUGUAAAGAAAUAUAUUGUAAUUAAAUAUUUUAAAAAGU
This is a messenger RNA of Aethina tumida (small hive beetle), 2230 nucleotides long. RefSeq names its product mannosyl-oligosaccharide 1,2-alpha-mannosidase IA. The record is from RefSeq and is a predicted model, not a curated record. Gene Ontology annotation, cellular component: Golgi membrane; endoplasmic reticulum. Gene Ontology annotation, biological process: N-glycan processing; carbohydrate metabolic process. NCBI's taxonomy places the organism in Eukaryota, Metazoa, Arthropoda, Insecta, Coleoptera, Nitidulidae. Gene Ontology annotation, molecular function: mannosyl-oligosaccharide 1,2-alpha-mannosidase activity; calcium ion binding. The coding region runs from base 106 to 2013 and encodes 635 amino acids. The transcript has 8 exons.